AUGAAUCGAUUCAGAUUGAAGAACCUUCUAAAACGCCUGAAUCGCCAAAUACACGUCAAAACACUGAAAGUCCAUGCGGAAUCGCCUGAAUAUCUUCAGAAGAAUCUUCUAUCGAUUCUUUUCUGCUUGAAACCGAAGGAACUCGUUAAUAUUGAAGUUUUUGGAAAAGACGAUUUCGCACCUGAAAAAGUAUCGAGAGGAGUGAGGAAAAUCGCUAUGCUGGAACAAUGGAAGCUAGCGGAAAAACUCACUAUUCGAAGUUGUUUCCACUACUUGCCAUCCGAAUUGUACAUGCAUUUCAAGCAUUUUGUGAUUGUUACAAUUGAUUUCGGCCAGGAUUUCCUGAUAAAUCUCAGAGAUUUAUUCUCCACGUCUACCAACUUCGAGUCUUGCACCAUCGUAUCAUACCGUCUCGAAGACUACCCUGAAUACCUAGAAUCUUUCUGUGAAAAAGUGGAAUCAGGAGAAGAAGUCAUCUACCACUACAGGAUUUCUGACGAGCCGAACAAGGUUUUGGAGUUUAAAGUAGACUAUAACCAAGACGAAAUCGUUAUCGAGAAGAAGAAUUUUUGA
Molecule: messenger RNA, 573 nt
Organism: Caenorhabditis remanei
Lineage: Eukaryota; Metazoa; Nematoda; Chromadorea; Rhabditida; Rhabditidae
Exons: 2
Coding region: 1-573 (190 amino acids)
Biological process (GO): innate immune response
Source: RefSeq, a predicted model, not a curated record